AUGGGUCCUGCCCGGCUCUCCACUGCUGUGAACGCAGCACGGCUGGCCAGGCAGGAUGCCAUGAGCUCCCAGUCUGAACGGGAACCAGAGUUGCCCGAGCUGCUCUGUGCCAUGGAAAGAAAUAACACCGGCUUCCUCCUGGCAUCACGGAGCGGCUGCACACGGUGGAGCGUCGCUUUGGGGCUCGGGGAACAAGCGCUGAGUGUUCCCAGUCGCCCGGUCUGGGAUGACGAGCCGCGGCUACAGAUCGUUCGGAUGCGGGAAGCCCCCUCCCUGGACCUGUGUGCGGAGCUCGCCCCAGCCCUGCGGCGCAAGGACACCCAAAUGAGAGCGGCCUGUCGUGGAGAAGCGCCCGGCGAUCGCUGUGUGGACGCUGGCGACUCCAGGCUGCUCCCGGCCAGUCGUGAAUCCGCUGGAAGUGGGAAGUCGAUGGCGGGUCGCUGCCUGGAAGCUGCUGGGGGCAUCCUGGUUACAGACACACAGGGAGGGGUUUGUGUCUCCCAAUCUCACUCCUGUUUGUGUGUGAACGCAGAGCUCCCUGCACCCAGACCCUCCAUCUCCAUCAGCCCCAGCGGGGUGAUCACCCUGGGGGGAGCCGUCACCAUCCGCUGUCAGUGUCGGUGCGAGGCCAGGAGGUUAUUUCUGUAUAAAGGUGGAAUCCAAAUCCGGGAGCUGGAUGCUGAUGGGGAUGGGGGUGAAUUCACCAUCCCCAGUGCCAGACGGGAACACGGAGGUGUCUACACGUGCCAAUCUCGCUCCAGAUCAGAGCCACCCGACUGGUCGGAUCCCAGUGACAUCAUGCAGAUCAUUGUAGUAGAGACCACCUACUCCAAACCCUCCAUCUCCCUGCGCCCCAGCGGGGGGGUCGCCCUGGGGGGAGCUGUGACCGUCCGGUGUCAGGGUUGGUACCAGAACGUGAGGUUCCUUCUGUACAAAGAUGGAAACCCGAACGCGCUGCAGGACGCGGAGCCGGCUGGGAACGUGGCUGAGUUUCCCAUCAGCAACGUGAGCCGGAGAGACGCAGGGAGCUACAGCUGUUAUUAUCACCACAAAUUGUACCCGUUCAUCUGGUCGUAUCCCAGUGACCCUGUGGAGCUGGUGGUACCCAACUACACCAAACCCACCAUCUCCAUGAAACCCAGCAAGGAGGUCUCCCUGGGGCGAUCCAUGAGCGUCUGGUGUCAGGGGCAGUGCCAGGGCGUGCGGUUCGUGCUGAAUAAAGAGCGACGCCAUUUCACACCUGUGGAGUCGGACCGGUUUGGGGCUGUGUUUACCAUCAGCAACGUGAGCCGGGAGGACGGCGGGAGCUACAGCUGCUCCUGUCACAGCAAAUCGGAGCCGUUCACCGUGUCGUACCCCAGCGACCCCGAUGAGCUGUUGGUGAGAGAUCCCAGCUUACCCAGACCCUCCAUCUCUCUGAGCCCCACUGGGGUCACCGCCCCAGGGGCAGACGUCACCAUCCGGUGUCAGGGGCAGCGCCGGAAUGUGACGUUCUUCCUGCACAAGCCUCGAGACCUGAACCCGCAGCGACACGUGGACCCUGCUGGGGACUGGGCCGAGUUCCGCCUCCCCACCGUGGGCCGGCAGCACAGAGGGAACUACAGCUGCAGCUACCGGCCCCAAUCAGAGCCCUUCGUCUCCUCAGAGCCCAGCGACCCCGUGGAGCUGGUGGUAGCAGAGCCCACUCUGCCCAAGCCCAUCAUCAGCCCCAGCGGGGAGGUCUCCCUGGGGGGAGCUGUGUCCAUCCAGUGUCGGGGGCAGGGCCAGGGCGUGCGGAUCGUGCUGAAUAAAGGGGGACGCCAUGUUGCCCACGUGGAUUCGGAGAAGUCGGUGUUUGAGUUUCCCAUCAACAACGUGCGCCGGGAGCAGAGCGGGAACUAUAGCUGCUCCCAUCACAGCAGGUCGGAGCCGUUCGUCAGGUGGAGCGAGUCUGUGGAGCUGGUGGUGAGAGGGUAAGGACCAGCCCCGAGACAGAGCAGAUGAGACCCCAGCUCUGCUUCCCACCCCAAUCUACCUGCCCUAGGAUUCAGGACUCCUGGGUUCUCUCCCCGGCUCGGGAUGGGAAGUGCUGUCCAGUGGUUACACCAGGGGGACGAGGAGGUUUUAAUGUUGUAUUUUUUAGUUAUUUUCCUAAUGAUAAGUUGAUUCUCAUUAGUUGAUAACCAUUAAAAAUGUUGAUUUGCAACUAAAUAUAGUCUUAACACUGAAUUUGGUGCUUUUUCUUUUGCUAACCAUGAUGGCAAACUAUAUCUAUCCACGUUGAUUGAAGCAGUUAUAUGGAGUCAUUUACAUUUCUUCAGUCUAAUUUUUACAUUUUAAUUAUGUUGGAAAAUGGCAAAUGAUACAUUUAUUUCCUAGAUUAUGAUGAUUUUUUUACUUCUUAUUUGUCCAAGCUCUGUUUGGAUGGAAAUUCAAAUGCACAGAAACAGCAUUUUCAAUAUGUUUAUUAAUUAAAUAAAACAACCUUAAAUGUGCUGAAUACAUAAUAAA
Trachemys scripta elegans is the source of this 2490-nucleotide messenger RNA. Its product is annotated as immunoglobulin superfamily member 1-like. Bases 1 to 1956 code for a protein of 651 amino acids. The record is from RefSeq and is a predicted model, not a curated record. Lineage: Eukaryota; Metazoa; Chordata; Testudines; Emydidae. The transcript is spliced from 9 exons.